This is a messenger RNA of Brassica napus (rape), 879 nucleotides long. Its product is annotated as glutathione S-transferase T3-like. The record is from RefSeq and is a predicted model, not a curated record. The coding region runs from base 1 to 879 and encodes 292 amino acids. NCBI's taxonomy places the organism in Eukaryota, Viridiplantae, Streptophyta, Magnoliopsida, Brassicales, Brassicaceae. The transcript has a single exon.
AUGGCUUCGAACUAUCCAUAUUCACAGUCUUCUAGUUAUAUAGGACUUCUAAACAGCCAAAACCAACCUCCUAACCAUGAAAACUACCCUUAUGGAAGUUUUCAUUCUAGUGUCAACCUAGGAGCAUCAGAAAUCCCCCCAUUCAGUUCCCAACAACCUGAGGUGCCAUCUCAACCAGGAGUCACACCAUUGGAGCGAAGGGAGAGAAAGAAAUGGACGCCUGCUAUGGACGAGGUUCUGAUAAGUGGCUGGCUGAACACAUCUAAGGAUGUGGUUGUUGGGAACGAUCAAAAUGCACGGACUUUCUGGUUACGUGUUGAGGCGUAUUACAAAGCUAGUCUACCGGGUGGUGUGAUGUCAGAGCCUCUCCAUUGUAAGCAGAGGUGGCAUAAGAUCAACGACUUGACGGACAAGUUCUGCGGUGCAUUCGCAGCAGCAGAGAGACAAAUGACUUCUGGACAGAACGACACUGAUCUUCUCAAGUGUGCUCAUCAAAUUUUCUAUGCUGAUCACAACAUGAAAUUCAAUCUUGAGCAUGCCUGGUGUGUGUUAAGGCAUGAACAGAAAUGGAUUAGCCUUAACACUUGUAAACCCACGGGAAGUUCAAAGAGAAAAUCUGCUGCGGAAAGUUCCCAAGCGAAUGUUGUUGAUAGUGAGACUCGACCUGAAGGUAUCAAGGCUGCUAAAGCUAAAAAGACUAAUGGUCACGGGAGGUCUAUGGCUGAGGUUACCACCAUUUUGGAAAGGAGGAAGGAAGAUUUGGCGAUGAAGGAGAAACUUUCAAAGCUGGCCAUUCUAGACACACUGCUCGCCAGAAAUGGACCCCUUAGUGAGGCUGAAGAAGUGGUCAAGAAUAAGCUUCUAGCCGCUUAUUUCUGA